Manihot esculenta (cassava) is the source of this 993-nucleotide messenger RNA. Its product is annotated as Golgi apparatus membrane protein-like protein ECHIDNA. The coding region runs from base 140 to 691 and encodes 183 amino acids. Gene Ontology annotation, biological process: vesicle-mediated transport; protein secretion. Gene Ontology annotation, cellular component: Golgi membrane. The transcript is spliced from 6 exons. The record is from RefSeq and is a predicted model, not a curated record. NCBI's taxonomy places the organism in Eukaryota, Viridiplantae, Streptophyta, Magnoliopsida, Malpighiales, Euphorbiaceae.
UUUUUCUUUUCUUAAAUGAUAAUUAACCGAACAGCAAGCGAAGCAUGGUCGUGAAGAUCGCGAAACUUACAGUGAUCCUUUAUCUCGGCUCACCCAACAUCUGCGAGCUUUAGGAAUCCUUCUCAUAAAUCUCUUCUCCAUGGAUUUUAGCCAGCCUGCAGGGGAAAACUAUGCCAAUCCGAAGACAUGCUUCUUUCAUGUGCUUUUCAAGGCUGCAGCUCUGGCAUUCUACAUACUCUCAGCCCUGUUUGUUAACAGCUUUGUCAUCAUCUUUGUGGUAACUGUUGUUCUUGCUGCCCUUGAUUUUUGGGUGGUGAAGAAUGUCAGUGGCCGGAUCUUGGUUGGGCUUAGGUGGUGGAAUGAGAUAAAUGAGGAGGGUGAGAGUGUAUGGAAGUUUGAAUGUCUUGAUCAACAGUCAUUGGCUCGAAUGAACAAGAAGGAUUCAUGGCUAUUUUGGUGGACAUUAUACCUUACUGCAGCUGCUUGGAUCAUACUUGGAAUAUUUUCAAUCAUAAGGUUCGAGGUUGAUUAUAUCCUUGUAGUAGGAGUUUGUUUGAGCCUCAGCAUUGCGAACAUUAUUGGGUUCACCAAAUGCCGCAAAGAUGCCAAGAAGCAGAUUCAAGAUUUUGCCACCCAGACUAUUGCAUCUCGUUUCUCGUCUACCAUACAGUCUGCAUUUAGUGUAGUGUGAGCUUCCUGAACUGAAAAGAUUAUCCAAAUACAUCAGUCUGUUGGAUUUGGUAAGGUGCUACAAGCGGCAUGAUACUGUUUGUUUUUGCCAUGCUAUUUACUGAAACAACACAUCAUUACUUUCUAUCUUUAUUGUGGCCUGUAUCUGAUAAAUAGUGGAUUAACUACUUUGGAGUUUCUAAAUUUCUUGUAUUCUUGGAAGCUGCAAGCAGAAUGUAAGGAAGGCAUGUAAAGAAGAGUACGAGGAUAAAACUGUAAAGAUAUUAAAAGCUUUUUUGGAAUGCACAUGUUUCUACAGUCAAA